AUGUCUGCUGAUAAGGAAGAUCGUCUGGUGUACGGCUCAGCCGCCGACCUGGACGGCGAUGGCAUCGACGAGAAGCGUGGCAAUGCUCAUGAUCGGGCGGAUAUGUAUCGCAUGGGCAAGAAGCAGGAGAUGAACAGAAAUUUUCGCUUCCUAUCGAUCUUUGGCUUCUCCAUGAUUCUAAUGGCAUCGUGGGAGUUCUCUUUGAGUGUCUCGACUAUCGGCCUCAUCAACGGAGGUACGGCUGGCCUCAUCUGGAUGUACUUUAUUUGCUGGGCCGGCUUCAUGUUGGUCAAUAUAUCCAUGGCUGAAAUGGCUUCCAUGGCUCCGACAACUGGCGGACAGUACCACUGGGUUUCCGAAUUCGCGCCGCCUCAAUACCAAAAGUUCAUCAGUUACUUGAUGGGGUGGAUGUGCGUCCUUGGCUGGCAGACGUCUUGCGCGUCCUCGGCAUACAUUUCUGGCACCCAGAUCCAGGGGCUAAUGGUCCUGAACUACCCCGAUUACGUUCCUCAGCCAUGGCAUGGUACGCUGCUCACUAUUGCUAUCGCCGCGUUUUCGGUCCUCUUCAACACGAUCUUGGCAAGAAAGCUACCCCUCAUUGAAGCUCUUGUGCUCAUCAUCCAUAUCUUCGGCUUCUUCGGAAUUCUCGUAACGCUUUGGGUCCUGUCUCCUCGGGCCGAGCCAAAGGCCGUCUUCACUGAAUUCUUCGACGGCGGGGGCUGGGGAAGCCUAGGUGGGUCUGCUCUCGUCGGCAUCACCGCUGGUAUCUUGCCUCUGCUUGGUGCCGAUGCCGCCGUUCACAUGUCGGAGGAGGUGCGUGACGCCGGGCGGACGCUGCCCCGAUCCAUGAUCAUGACUACCGUGAUCAACGGUGGACUAGGAUGGAUCAUGAUCAUCACCUACUGCUUCUGCAUUGGCGACCUUUUCGAGGUCCUUGAGACCCCGACCGGUUACCCCUUCAUGCAGGUUUUCCUCAACUCGACACAGUCGGCAAGCAGCGCCACAGCUAUGGCCGUCUUUGUCGUCGCUAUGGCCAUAUUCUCCAAUCUCACCAUGGUGGCCACUGCCUCACGCCAGCUGUUUGCUUUUGCGCGUGAUAACGCCGUACCCCUGAGCCCUUGGUUUGCUAGUGUUCCCGCUGGCUGGGAUGUUCCCCUGAACGCCAUUUUUACGACUUUCCUCAUUUCCAGUCUCCUCUCGCUCAUCAACAUUGGGUCUGCCGUCGCCCUGAAUUCGAUUACAUCCUUGGCCACAACUUCUCUUCUAUCUAGCUAUAUCUGCUCCAUCGGCUGCAUGAUUUGGAGACGCUGGACCAACAGUCCUCUACUUCCCUCAAAGUUCAGCCUCGGUCGAUGGGGUUUAGCUAUCAACAUUGCCUCUGUUGUGUUUCUCGUUACCAUCUUCGUCCUUGCUUUCAUGCCGCCAACACCAAACCCCACUCUCGACAUGAUGAAUUGGAAUAUUCUCAUCUACAGUGUCAUCGCAUUGUUCUCUCUGGCCUACUAUCUGGUGCGCGGCAAGCAUCAGUACGAAGGUCCUGUAGCUUAUGUUAGGACUCUAGCACAGUAG
Molecule: messenger RNA, 1569 nt
Organism: Verticillium alfalfae VaMs.102
Lineage: Eukaryota; Fungi; Ascomycota; Sordariomycetes; Glomerellales; Plectosphaerellaceae
Exons: 4
Coding region: 1-1569 (522 amino acids)
Biological process (GO): transmembrane transport
Cellular component (GO): membrane
Molecular function (GO): transmembrane transporter activity
Source: RefSeq, a predicted model, not a curated record